Molecule: messenger RNA, 309 nt
Organism: Scomber japonicus (chub mackerel)
Lineage: Eukaryota; Metazoa; Chordata; Actinopteri; Scombriformes; Scombridae
Gene: rprma
Product: reprimo, TP53 dependent G2 arrest mediator candidate a
Exons: 1
Coding region: 1-309 (102 amino acids)
Source: RefSeq, a predicted model, not a curated record
AUGAAUAACACCGGAUUCAACCAUACGGAUGGCGGACUGUUCAACAAGACAGAGGAGAUUUUCUGCUGCAACUUUUCCUCCGUGGUGACUGAUAACGGCUUUGUGGCCGCCGCUCCGGAUGAGAGGAGCCUCUUCAUCAUGAGGGUGGUCCAGAUAGCCGUCAUGUGCGUUUUGUCGCUCACGGUGGUGUUUGGCAUAUUUUUCUUGGGUUGUAACCUUCUCAUAAAGUCAGAGGGGAUGAUCAACUUUUUGGUAACAGACAGAAGACCAUCAAAAGAAACGGAGGCAGUUAUUGUUGGUGCCUACUGA